Colletotrichum godetiae is the source of this 417-nucleotide messenger RNA. Its product is annotated as endoribonuclease L-PSP. The coding region runs from base 1 to 417 and encodes 138 amino acids. NCBI's taxonomy places the organism in Eukaryota, Fungi, Ascomycota, Sordariomycetes, Glomerellales, Glomerellaceae. Gene Ontology annotation, cellular component: mitochondrion; cytosol. The transcript is spliced from 2 exons. The record is from RefSeq and is a predicted model, not a curated record. Gene Ontology annotation, molecular function: deaminase activity.
AUGUCCGACCAGAUCGAAAAAGUCCUCACAACAACCGCCCCUGCCCCCCUCCCCCAAUUCUCCCAAGCCGUAAAAUACAACGGCAUGGUCUACUGCUCCGGCAACAUCGGCAUCCUCCCCGACAAGCCAGGCAUGGUCCAAGCCGAAGGCACAGUCAAAGACCGCACCCGACAGGCCCUCAAGAACCUGUCCGCCGUUCUCGAGGCCUCAGGAAGCGCCCUGCAAAACGUCGUCAAAGUCAACGUCUACAUUACAAAGAUGGCAGACUUCGCCACCAUGAAUGAGGCGUAUGAUGAGUUUUUUACGUUUGAUCCCAAGCCUGCCCGCACGUGUGUUGCAGUAUACCAGCUGCCGCUGGGCACCGAUGUUGAGAUUGAGUGCACAGCUUUCCUGAACAAGCCGACUCAGAAGCUGUAA